Molecule: messenger RNA, 945 nt
Organism: Anguilla anguilla (European eel)
Lineage: Eukaryota; Metazoa; Chordata; Actinopteri; Anguilliformes; Anguillidae
Product: B-cell receptor CD22-like
Exons: 5
Coding region: 52-840 (262 amino acids)
Source: RefSeq, a predicted model, not a curated record
GACUGGAAGCUUUAUUACAGGUUUAAUUUGCUAUUUGCAGAUCUACAGGUGAUGGUGAAUCCUGACACAGUGACAGAGGGACAGAGUGUGAGACUGACCUGUAGCACCACCUGCACUCUGACUGGCAGCCCAGCCUUCAUCUGGUACAGGGACAGAUCUCCUCUGUCCUUCACUGGUCAGAGUCACCAGUUCACAGCCAGCAGUGAAGAUGCAGGCAGAUACUCCUGUGCUGUGAAAGGCUAUGAGCUUCAUUCCCCUGUAGUGGCUCUUAAUGUGAGAUAUCCUCCUAAGAGCGUCUCAGUAUCAGUGAGCCCCUCUGGUAAAAUAGUGGAGGGCAGUUCAGUGACUCUGACCUGCAGCAGCAAUGCCAACCCACCUGUGCAGAACUACACCUGGGUUAAGAAGAAUGACACUGGAGUCUGGCUGGCAGGAUCUGGACAGAGUUUGAUCUUUUCUAACUUUAGAUACUGGAACAGAGGACAGUACUACUGUGAGGCACAGAACAGACUUGGAGCUCAGAAUGCUUCUGCUAUACUGGUCACAGUGCAAGGAGGUCAGUCACUGAUCGUGGCUGCAGCUCUGGGAGUCGCUGAAAUUUUGGCUCUUGUGUUUCUCUGUGUGUGCGUGAGGAGGAGAAAAUCAACAAAUGAGACAGAAGAGGACAGGCAGGGGAAUAAAAGCCCCAUUUUUGGCAACGUCUCAGAGAUGGCAAUGAGUCACACUGGAACACAGGAUACAGACAGAGACAACGGUGAAGUUCCCCUCUACUCCUCUGUUCAGCCCGCUAACACCCGCAACCAGAGCGUCUCACUGGAUAGACCAGAGCGUCUCACUGGAUAGACCAGAGCGUCUCACUGGAUAGACCAGGGUGUCUCACUGGAUAGACCAGAGCGUCUCACUGGGGAGAGCUAAGAAUGUUGUGCUGUGAUUUAUGUUGGAAACAAA